Molecule: messenger RNA, 1562 nt
Organism: Mesocricetus auratus (golden hamster)
Lineage: Eukaryota; Metazoa; Chordata; Mammalia; Rodentia; Cricetidae
Gene: Acy3
Product: aminoacylase 3
Exons: 8
Coding region: 453-1412 (319 amino acids)
Molecular function (GO): hydrolase activity, acting on ester bonds; aminoacylase activity
Source: RefSeq, a predicted model, not a curated record
AUUCCUCACUGCUGCCCUCCCCAUAGCUUGGAGCCCUGCGCCUCCUGGCAGGAAGGGCACUGAACACUGCCACCCUGCUAAACAGCCAAGUUGUCGAACAAUUCCUACUUCUGAGUCCCUGCAGGAGACAGCAGGACCCCAGCAGCUGGGUGACACUCCAGCCACAGUGGAGGCUGUGAAGGAGGUCAGGAGCCUCUGCGACUUUCCAAGGGUUGCUAAAGGCUUUGAGGAAAGUGCCCCCCGAGAGCAGCUCAUCCUCAAAGAAAGUUCCAGAGGCGGCACUGAAUGCCAAGUGGAACAAAAAUUCACUGAAGCUACCCUUGAACUUGGCUUCUGGGUCAGGUGGAACACAGCUGACCCUACCACCCAGCUGCCUCUCAGAUUUCUCAGGGCCUGGGGAGCUCACCCUGCUGUCCAAGCUCUGUCUCUUGUAGACUCCUGCCCACACUGCGAUGAGCUCCCUGCCUGCGCCCCGGGAGCCCCUGCGCCGAGUGGCUGUGACUGGGGGCACCCACGGAAAUGAGAUGUGUGGCAUCUACCUGAUCCGGCACUGGCUGCAGGCCCCGGGGGAGCUGCAGAGAGCCAGCUUCUCAGCCAUGCCAGUUCUGGCCAACCCAGCAGCCACAGCUGCCUGUCGCCGUUACGUGGACCGCGAUCUCAACCGCACUUUCACCCUCACCCUCCUCAGUUCCACGGCCACUCCCAGUGACCCAUAUGAAGUGACAAGAGCACAAGAGCUGAACCGUCUCCUGGGCCCCAAGGGCACAGAUCAGGCUUUUGACUUUGUCCUAGACCUGCACAACACCACAGCCAACACCGGGGUCUGCCUCAUCUCUGAAGCCUCCCACAGUGCCUUCAGCUUGCACCUGUGCCACUACCUACAGCUGCAGAGCCUGGGGGUGCCCUGCCGCCUCUUGCAGUACGAGACAUCCGGGAAGGAGACCUACAGUGUGGAAUCUGUGUCCAAGGACGGCAUCUGUCUGGAGCUGGGCCCCCAGCCUCAGGGCGUACUACGGGCCGACCUAUUCUCACAGAUGAGAACUCUGGUGGCGUCCAUUCUGGACUUCAUUGAGCUCUUCAACCAAGGCAUGGCCUUUCCCGCCUUUGAGAUGGACAUCUACAGGGUCUUGGGCAGUGUGGACUUCCCACGCACGGCAGAUGGGGACCUGACCGGCACUGUGCACCCUCAGCUGCAGGACCACGACUUCGAGCCGCUGAGGCCUGGUGAACCCAUCUUCAAGCUGUUCAGUGGUGAGGACGUGCUGUAUGAGGGGAACUCCACCGUGUAUCCUGUGUUCAUUAAUGAGGCCGCCUACUACGAGAAGCACGUGGCUUUCCUGAAAUCUGAGAGGAUCCGGGUCCAGGUGCCUGCCCUGCCUGGACUGACCUCCAGCUCCACCCUGGCACCCUAACCCAAGGCAUACCUGCCUGGUCUCAGUCUCACUACCUGAACAAUGGGUCUCAAGGCACAGUUCCAAGCCCAGGGUCCCCUGUCCUACUCUGAGCACCAUGUCCCUUGCCAGACAACUGGUCCCAUAGCAUAAAAUGGAAUGUGCCUAGAA